Molecule: messenger RNA, 1213 nt
Organism: Drosophila subpulchrella
Lineage: Eukaryota; Metazoa; Arthropoda; Insecta; Diptera; Drosophilidae
Product: venom serine protease 34-like
Exons: 1
Biological process (GO): proteolysis
Molecular function (GO): serine-type endopeptidase activity
Source: RefSeq, a predicted model, not a curated record
AUUGUAGCAAUCCAAGCCGCCUCAGUUACUCAAGAAUGUGGAAAAUUCAACGAGGAGCAGUUUAAGAGUACCAAUAUUAUUGCGGAGCCCAACGAGCAUCCGUGGGUUGGCCGAAUCGAACAGAAGGAUAGCGAUGGGAAUAACCGCUUGCGCGGCACUGCCAUCCUUAUAGAUGCCCGACAUGUGGUGACAGCCGCUCAUUGCGUUUUAAAUAAACAUGGGCAGCCUAUUAUCGAAGUCAUUUUUGGUGACUCGGACUCCAGCAAUCGCUAUCUCAUCAGUUCGGUCACCAUCCAUCCGAAUUAUACAGAAAGCGAUCUUCGCUUUUACGACUUGGCCUUAAUAGAACUCACCAAAGAUGUUAAGUUCUCUGACUUUGUUCAACCCAUUUGCUUGCCAUCAGCUGAGGUUCCAAAGGCUGAACAAUCCAAUCCCGAUCUUAGAGUUGCGGGAUAUGAGGGACGCUCAGUCGGAAGAAGAGGGUCUGACACGACUAGGUUGGAUAACCGCAUUAAACAGACCUUCAAUAGAAUGGACAGCAAGGAGUGCCACAAGCUGCAGGAUCAUUUCCCCGAGGAGCUGAUCUGCGGCCAGACCGAGAAACCUCCAUUUUCGGGAUCUGCUUUGACAGAGGUUUCCGGAAACCCCAAGAAGUUUCACCUUAUUGGGAUUGCUGUCGUUGGCUUCAGCUCACACGAAAUGGAUUUCCAGGGGUACUUGGACAUUCGAUCCUUCCUAGAUUGGAUCCGAAGUGAGUCAUAAUCUUUAAAAAUAUCAAGGGUUUCAUUUUUGUGUAACCGGCUGUGAAAUUUUACAGAGAAUUAUCAAAAAAUAUACAUUUUCUCAUUGUUUCUGAUAAAUCUCCCAUUUCGAAGAUCCGCAUUCGAAUUAAAAUUCAUAAAAAGGUUUGAACAAAAAUGCCGUAUAAAUUAUAAUAAAUUUCGGGCAUUAUUUCUGUAUAUACUGUAUUGAUUAAUAAUAUCAAGUCGUAACUAAGUUUAUAAUAGAUCCCAUCUAGACCGAUCACGAUCGAAAAAAUUAUCCAGAUUUGUAUAAAUGUUCAACCCCACCUUGAUUGAAUCCAGAGGAAUACCUUUAAGUGAAAAAGUCACCCCAACUUUUCUCAUUAGAAACAAGAUUUUUAAUUUUUGGCUACCAAGCUGUGACUUCUGACAGGUUGAUUUAUAAAUAAAGAAGCAAAUUCUAGCGCCAA